This is a messenger RNA of Daphnia magna, 1172 nucleotides long. RefSeq lists its product as uncharacterized. Lineage: Eukaryota; Metazoa; Arthropoda; Branchiopoda; Diplostraca; Daphniidae. The record is from RefSeq and is a predicted model, not a curated record. The transcript has 4 exons. Bases 208 to 618 code for a protein of 136 amino acids.
CUCGUCAGCAUGCCUACCUGUAAGAUUCGGAUACUUAAUUACUUGUUCCGUUAACAAACAAUUGUUUUAACAAUAGGCUCAUCAGUUAAAGUUUGCUUCAAAUUGAUUAGAUCUUUACUAAUAAGGUGUGAGCAAAAUUUCUCCAGUAAGAGAUUUUGAACUUUGGUCGGUUGACCGCCAGUGGACAGUGUACUUUUGGUGAAAUCUAUGGCUUCUGGAGCCAUGUGCCUGCAUGAGCAUGCCGGGAAAAUUAUGUUCUUCAGACACAGGAUGAUUCUGGUGGAUAAGUUCGAGCUUUGUGAUCUUGUACUUUAUUACAGAUUCAGCCGGGUCGUAUGUAAACCGAAUUUCAACCGGACAACCAUUUGCCAUGAUGUGUUAAUUGAGCCUUUUGCCCUUGUGUGCACGCGAGAUUUGAGUUCCAAAAUGCAGACAGAUAUAGAUGAAUUCCUCCUCGAGCUGCUUGAUAAAGGCAACUAUAUCUGCAUGGGUAUCGAAAGUCCUCGCUUUGGUGAGAGAAUCAAGAAGCGAAAUUCUUGGAUGACAAACAAAACGCUAUUGAAGAUCGCCAUGCGACUUUUCCCCCACCAAUUGUAUGGAGACAUGGUGACAACAUAAAUGAAACAAGCAUAACUUGAGUCUUCCGACUUCUGCACGGCCUCGUUGAUGGAAGCCGCCGUUCAAAGGGAAUAGGAUGGGGGGUCUUUUCUUCUCUUUUGGUCUUUGUCUCAUCCCGCUGGCCGCUACCAUUGGUUAAUUAUCAUUAAAAUUUUUUUUGCGUAACUGACAUUGUUCCUGUUGUAAUUAAACAACACGGGCACAGCAUUCAAGGGCAUCCUUGUAGAGGUAAGAAAAAACCAUAUCUCAACUUUUCGGCUGCCAUGUUGAGAACAAUAAAAUUGAUCAUCCUGCCCUCCCGUUGAUUCUUUUUACUGUGGAACGCUAUAACGUCAAGACGUUUAUAACUGGAAAGCGUUUAAUAAUGCCCUUGCGUUCCCCCCUAGUCCGAAGUGCGGGUUGCUUUUUUGUGCCUUAUAUUGAGAUGUCAUGGAAUUUAAAAUGAGUUUGGAAACAUUUCCUGACUCGACUAAAUAUUUAUUUCGUUAUUCGAAACAUGGUAUAUAAAGGGUUCACAUAGGGAAGGUUGACUUUGUCCACCUUUCAUCCCAUGU